Messenger RNA from Exophiala dermatitidis NIH/UT8656, 1773 nucleotides. RefSeq names its product fungal AP-1-like factor. The record is from RefSeq and is a predicted model, not a curated record. NCBI's taxonomy places the organism in Eukaryota, Fungi, Ascomycota, Eurotiomycetes, Chaetothyriales, Herpotrichiellaceae. The coding region runs from base 1 to 1773 and encodes 590 amino acids. The transcript is spliced from 4 exons. Gene Ontology annotation, cellular component: RNA polymerase II transcription regulator complex. Gene Ontology annotation, molecular function: DNA-binding transcription activator activity, RNA polymerase II-specific; transcription cis-regulatory region binding.
AUGUCUCUCUCUACUACUGAAGGCUUGUUUCUGUCUCUUGAUCAAGAACAACUCCUAAUGGCGGCGCUCAAUGCCAACCAAACCCCCUCUCAGAAGGCCGUACCCGGCAACCGAAAAGCGGCACUUCCGAAUUCCACUUCCACGCCAACCAUGUCAAGUGCUCCCGGUUCAGGAAAUCUGGACUUUAGUGACGACAGUCCGUUCCUCGAUUUUGACCCAGAACUCGAGCUCGGCGAUGACACAUUUGACUUCGAUGAGAAUAGCCGCAUGAUUGGCGACAUUCCUGGCGAGCUCCACGAUAAGCGAAAAAGCAUCGAGGGUGGGGAUGACGACGCUGAAGGAGGGCGGAAGCGCCGUGAAGGCGAGGAUAAGACGGCCAAAAAACCAGGCAGGAAGCCGCUGACAUCUGAACCAACUUCUAAACGCAAGGCUCAGAACCGAGCGGCGCAACGAGCUUUCCGUGAACGUAAGGAGAAGCAUCUGCGAGAUCUUGAAACCAAAGUGGAAGAUCUGGAGAAGGCCUCGGAGUCUGCCAAUCAUGAGAAUGGCCUUCUCCGGGCGCAAGUAGAGCGGCUCCAAGUCGAGUUGAAGGAAUACCGGAAAAGGCUUUCCUGGAUCAGCAGCAACGGCCUCAACAAUAGGCCACAAGGUCUCUUACCGCAUCAAGGACCCAACUCUGUUGUUAGCCACAAUGAUUUUCAGUUCGAGUUCCCAAAGUUUGGCGAUAUGCCAUCUUUGCCCACAACGAACACGUUCAACAAUGGUACCCCCCAGGCACAGGCGAGCCCGGGCGCGAGCAGAACGACAAGCCUUCCGAAUUCUACCUCGACUCCUGCAAGUCAAAAUGGUGCUUCCCGUCGGUCGACCUCCAGUAUGCAGAACCAACCUGCGCGGAUAGGGUCUCUAAGCCAGUCACCUAUGAGCAACAAUGUGUCCGCCUCUCCCCAGCCUCUGAACCAGCAAAGCGUGCAUCACUCUAGCGUGGACACCCUGUCGGGGCUGUUCAGUCCAUCCAUUCUGGAAGCCAGUCGAAAAGCCUCAUUGGGCGGAUACUUUCCCCAAACCACGUAUAAUACUUCUAUUCAAAGUAAUAGGGGAAGCCUCGACCAUGCUGUCCAAGGCGGCAAGCCUGUGGCCUAUUCUAACUCUAGCUUCUCAAACUCGGACUCCCCCUGCUCCUCGACAGAAUCGCAUAACGUAGUUUCGUCGAUCGGCACCUCCCCGGAGCCAGGGGUAAACUCUCCGGCCAACAAGCAUAAUGAAUACAGCCUCAAUCCUAUCAGUGAAGAGCACCAGCCUUCACUUGGCGAAUAUGCCGCCGAUCCGGGCUUUGAUGUUAAUGGAAUCAACUGGUUAGCUCAACAGAACAACAACGGCUUUGACCCUAUCCUGUUCGGCGACUAUCGCGAAUCACAAGACAACAUUUUGUCACAAGAUUUCGGUUCAUUCUUCAACGAUGCCUAUCCUCUCCCUGACUUGGGCAGUCCUUUGCACAAUUACAACGACCUAGCCGUUGACCAAGCCCCCAAGCAUGAUUUAAUGCAGCAAGUUGAAAACGCCAGGAAUGGAAACGACGAGACUGUUCGAUCUGUGGAACAACCGAUGACUUGUAACAAGAUAUGGGAUCGUCUCCAAUCGAUGGAGAAGUUCCGAAAUGGCGAGAUUGAUAUCGACAAUCUGUGUAGCGAAUUGCGCGCGAAGGCCAAGUGCUCUGAGGGCGGUGCGGUCAUUGACAAAAAAGAUGUUGAUAAGAUCUUGGGGGUUGCAAAGUGA